This is a messenger RNA of Aspergillus homomorphus CBS 101889, 586 nucleotides long. RefSeq lists its product as uncharacterized. Bases 94 to 387 code for a protein of 97 amino acids. Lineage: Eukaryota; Fungi; Ascomycota; Eurotiomycetes; Eurotiales; Aspergillaceae. The record is from RefSeq and is a predicted model, not a curated record. The transcript has 2 exons.
CGCCUUUGCAGUACGGCUAUCGAUUGAGUUUGAACGAUACUUGAAGCAUAGCCAUGGCCCAAUUGGGAAUUCUCCGAGAAGGAAGGGAGGGUGAUGAUACAUUUGGUGUCUCACUCUGGCUUGCUUGCUUGCUUGCUUGCUUGCUUACUUCUUGCUUCGUUUGUUGGUAGUUUAAUAGUCCCUGAUUGGGGGGAGGAGUCCCCUGAUUGCUUUUUAUAUCUUGAGGGACUGGACAGGUCUGGAACUGACGGGUUCUCCUGCCUGGCUGCCAGGAUUCGAAUCUGCUGGCCCGUGCAACCCGCAAAAGACCGGACACAGACUCGGACACCCAACGUGGCAGCAAAGCAGCCAAUCAUCAGCCGCCGAGCCAGUCAUCCGAACCACUAGCCCCGAUGCAGACGAACCGCCCUGUCAUUGGUCUGAUCCCCAUCGCCUCACUUUACAUUCGGGAUAGUGGGAAGACAUGGAUUGAGUUGAACUGAGCCUGGAGGCCGCUGGGAAGGUUUUCUCUCUCGCUGCUGUACUUUGCCAGUCAGUUCAAUAUAGACUUCGGCUUGCUGGGAACAGAGUUGAAUUGUGAAUUGAC